GUUAUGUUUCCAAGUUGGGAUUAUUCAUAUUCCAAUAGGCUCUCACAUUUUCUUCUGACUAGUUUUCGUCCCAGAAGAUGGGUUUGACAAGGAAAUGAUGGGACUAACUGGUGGAUUUCCUGGUGGGGAGAAGGGGCUGCAGAAGUUCAUCGAGGAAAACCCACCGCCUAAGAAGACUGAUUCAGGGGCUCUAGCAGGGAUUACUACAGCUGGAAAGAAGCCUAGAGCGCCCGAGUUGCCACUGCUAAUGCCUGGUAUGAUUGCUCUUGUGAAGAACACCAACAGUCCAUACUACAUGUACUGUGGCAUUGUACAGAGGAUUACAGAUGGGAAGGCUGGGGUUCUUCUAGAAGGAGGGGUCUGGGAUCGGUUGAUCACUUUCCGGCUCGAAGAACUCGAGCGCAGGGAGAAGGGUCCCCCAGGGAAAAAUCCUCGAUCGGUUGUCCUAGAAACUAUGGCUCAGAAAGAUUCAUGAUCUGCUUAGUCUUUUUGUUGUGUCUAAUAUAUGUAUGCAGUAUGU
This is a messenger RNA of Linum trigynum, 520 nucleotides long. The record is from the annotation of a GenBank genome assembly. NCBI's taxonomy places the organism in Eukaryota, Viridiplantae, Streptophyta, Magnoliopsida, Malpighiales, Linaceae.